CGUAGAAGCGUUCGCACGCAGUUCGUAGUUGGUUUCGAGCAAGGUUUUUGCCAAGCGUGUUUAGUCUCUUUCCGAUUUUUGUUGUGGUUUUUCAAUGUGGUCUCUGGUCGCUGCCGUCGUUAUCCGUACAGUUGCAACCGUGAGCAGCACAGUGAUCGUGUGACCGGAAGAUAAUAGAAGUUAUCGAUUUUCCAGACCCCAUCGGCCCGGCAAGUGCGUGAAAUUGUGCUGGAUGUAACACUUUAAGAAGGUCACAAACAAAGUCAAGUGAUUCAAAACUAGAGGCGUGAUUAGUGUACCUGUGUGGUAGAAGUUGUUUUGUUUGUUUAUUUGGAUAAUUGACUGUGGUGUUGCUGCAAGAAAACAAAGUGCGUAGGCUGAUGCGAGGAAGCAUUUAGCAGCGAACCGGAAGCUGCAGAAGCCGCAAAACAUCUCAUAUAUGCUAAAAUCAUCAGGAAUGACUGUAACUCCGAUACGAAUGGCGAUGACCAGCCCGACGGUUCCCAUGCAACAGAAGAGCACUUCGCGGAUCAGUAACUUUAGUGUGGCGUCGCUGCUGGCAGACACCCGACCCAAGACGCCGUCGAGUGUUACGGCCACAACGGAGAUCCUGCUGCCGGCCAAUCUUUCCCAUGCGAGCAGUUCACCCCGCUCGGCACACGACAGCGGUUCCUUCAAGAAUGAUCUGGACCGAUCCGACACCCCGCACAGUCUGCUAGAAUCGGACGAUUACGAUUCGAACCAGGAGGACUCGAUCGUGGACAUCGAGGAUAUCAACAAUGAAAACAGUAAUUCCCAACCGGGACAUCCGGACAAGGGUUCCCCGGCACUCCUGCAGCAAUCGGCAGCCCUGGCCGCCGCUGGACAUGUUCCUAUCCGACCGACACCCUUCAGUGCCCUGGCGGCGGCCGCAGCGGCCUGGGGAGGAAUGAGCGGUGGAAUGCCUUGGCAGGCGGCAGCAGCCCGACAGAUGGGACCUUUUGGACCGCCCGGUCUGUUUCCUGGACAGGGUUUCGGAUCGGGACAGCUAGGUGGAGAUAACGAACCACCGCGCAUCAAGUGCAACCUGCGGAAGCACAAACCGAACCGGAAACCACGGACUCCCUUCACCACCCAGCAGUUGCUAUCACUGGAGAAAAAGUUCCGCGAGAAGCAAUACCUCAGCAUAGCGGAACGGGCCGAGUUCAGUUCGUCGCUGCGGCUCACCGAGACCCAGGUGAAGAUCUGGUUCCAGAAUCGGCGGGCGAAGGCGAAACGACUCCAGGAAGCCGAACUGGAAAAGAUCAAAAUGGCGGCGCUGGGUCGUGCCCCCGGGGCACAGCUCUACAUGGGCUACUUCCAUCCCAGUUUGAUGGGCGGAGCGAUGCACCUGGGCUGAGGGCCGUACCCGGUCGGUACGCGCUACCCCGACAAAUCCAAACAAAGCAACCAUCCUUUCUGUGAAUAUUAGCACGUAAAGUGGCAGGACGCGCUGCCAGGGGCGUCCGUGUGAGCGAAUGUGUGUGCCCGUGUAAAAAAGUAUCUCCGGAGAACAAAACCAAAUUAUUCACCCCGUUAGAACGAGUACUCCUCGAAUCCUCUAGGAUACAGGCCUCUCUUAUGUAACUGUGACCGUUUGUAAACGUAGAAAAGAAUCAUUUGAUAGCGAAAAACAGGGGUUCUCUCUUAUUUAUUACUGCUACCCUAAGCGAACACAAUUUUCUGUUUGAGUUGAUUCCUUCGUUUCUUCGUCCGCACGGUAUGCCAUGGUAAAAGACAGGGGAGGAGAGGAAAGCAUAGCCUCAACCAGCAAACCAAAACUGAUAUUUACUUUACUCAGAAAAUCGAAAUUCAAAUUAAGACUCCAAACCAAGUUGAGUGCGAAACUGUAAAUAUUAGCCCAAUAAAACAAUAAUGCGUGGUGGUACGAGAAAAUUAAUUUUGGCAAAGCACUCCAACAGUUAGCUUUAGGCACGAGAGAUGGAGAGACGUUUUUUUUUCGGAGUUUGGAGCCAAAGUCAAGUGUAAAUAUUGUCCCAUGACCACGCAAACCACGCGGAAAAGUGAGGUUAUCCGAUGGCUUAAUUGUUGUCAAACACGGCCCCGGUCUCGGGGCAACUGUAAAUAGUUUCAUUUCUGGCGAUGAUCAAGACGUGAUACUCGUCGAAUGAUGAAUACCACCACCACCACCGCCGUCUCCGCCGCCGCCGCCACCACCACCGGUGAAGCGGUAUUUAUCCGUUUUGUAAAUAUAGACUGUAAGUGAGAGGGAAGGCCACAAAAUAUGUAAUUAUAGAAACGGAGUUCGUCAAUCGAACGUGAAGCGAACAAAUGCAAGUAAAAUUAUACGUCUCGUUAGAUAAGGUUAUGAUAAUUAAUAAACUAUUGAAACAAAUUG
Molecule: messenger RNA, 2377 nt
Organism: Malaya genurostris
Lineage: Eukaryota; Metazoa; Arthropoda; Insecta; Diptera; Culicidae
Gene: Dr
Product: muscle segmentation homeobox
Exons: 2
Coding region: 440-1378 (312 amino acids)
Biological process (GO): embryonic morphogenesis; regulation of transcription by RNA polymerase II
Cellular component (GO): nucleus
Molecular function (GO): DNA-binding transcription factor activity, RNA polymerase II-specific; RNA polymerase II transcription regulatory region sequence-specific DNA binding
Source: RefSeq, a predicted model, not a curated record